Molecule: messenger RNA, 2568 nt
Organism: Zingiber officinale
Lineage: Eukaryota; Viridiplantae; Streptophyta; Magnoliopsida; Zingiberales; Zingiberaceae
Product: probable L-type lectin-domain containing receptor kinase S.5
Exons: 2
Coding region: 92-2254 (720 amino acids)
Biological process (GO): protein phosphorylation
Cellular component (GO): plasma membrane
Molecular function (GO): carbohydrate binding; protein kinase activity; ATP binding
Source: RefSeq, a predicted model, not a curated record
AAUGCGGUCUAGUUAUGGUAACACACGAUUAGUCUUUAUAUAUUAAUACUUAGUUGAGAAGAAUUAGCGUCGCCUCGCUUCGUCCUCCCAAAUGAAGCUUCUCCUCCGCCCUGAUCCUGUUCUGAUGGUCGUCUCCGCCUGUAGCCUACUCCUCUGCAGCCGCGGCAGGAUCGCCAUAACGUCCGCUUUCUUCCUCUCCCUCUUCCUCCCUGCCCUCUCCCAGCCCUCGGCCGCCUCCGCCACAAACCCCUCGAGCUUUCGUUCCUACGUUUUCUCCUCCUUCUACAGCGACAGCGUCUCCGAACUCCGCUUCUUCGGGAACGCCGGCUACAAUAUGGGCGCCCUCCAGCUCACCCCAGACUCCAGCAACCCUUCCUUCAACCUCGCCAACAAAGCCGGCCGCGUCUUCCUCAACUGCGCCUUCAAGCUCCGGGAGGACAACGGCGCCGCCGCCAACGCCUCCAGGCACGUGGCGUCCUUCAACACCUCCUUUACCUUCAACAUAUUCAACAAUCUCACCAAGCCAGGCGAAGGCCUUGCCUUCCUCAUCGCUUCCUCCCUCGACGGCCCGCCGCCCGGCAGCGAGGGGCCCUUCCUUGGCCUCACCAACGCGACCCUAAAUGGCCACCCUGAUAACCACUUUGUCGCCAUCGAGCUGGACACCGUCAUGAACACCAACCUGAGCGACCCGAACGACAAUCACGUCGGCCUCGAUGUUAACGGCGUUGUCUCAAACACCACGACCAACCUGACGUCGCUCGGCAUCCAGAUCGCCCCCGUCAAUGCGACCAACUACUCGGUGUGGAUUGACUACGACGGUGGCGCGCGCGACAUCCGGGUGCAUAUAGCUGUCUUCAACGAGUCAAAGCCGGCGGUUCCGGCUCUGCACGCGCCGCUGGAUCUUAGCGAGUACCUGAAUCAGCAAUCCUACUUCGGCUUCGCGGCGUCUACGGGGGAUACUUACCAACUCAACUGCGUGCUGGCGUGGAAUCUGACGGUGGAGAUCUUGCCGGAUAGGGACAACGACGGUCUCUCGAGGUGGAAGAUGGGGGCGUUGAUUGGCGGGGCAGCAGCAGCAGCAGCGUUGACGGUGGGUGUGGCGGCGGGGGUGUUCAUGAGGCGGAGGAGGGGCGUGGACCAGAGCGCAGUGGUGGCGUCGACGCUCAAGAGUCUGCCGGGGACGCCGAGGAAGUUCGAGUUCAGGGAGCUGCGGAGGGCGACGAGGAACUUCGACGAAAAGAUGAAACUGGGGCAGGGUGGCUUCGGGGUGGUCUACCGGGGGAUUCUGCAAGAGGAGAACCGCGACGUCGCGGUGAAGAAGUUCUCCAGGGGAAGCAGCGGCACCGACGACUUCCUCAAGGAGCUCACUAUCAUCAACCGCCUCCGUCACAAGCAUCUCGUCCCCCUCGUCGGGUGGUGUCACGAAAAGGGAAUUCUGCUUCUGGUCUACGAGUACAUGCCGAACGGCAGCCUGGAUCAACACCUCUACGGCGGCGGCGACGGGCGGCCUCUCUUGGGUUGGGAACGGCGGUACAACAUCGUGGCCGGAGUGGCCUCGGCCCUGCACUACCUCCACGACGAGUACGAGCAGCGCGUGAUCCAUCGGGACCUCAAGUCCUCCAACGUCAUGCUGGACGUCGGUUUCGGCGCGCGCCUCGGCGACUUCGGCCUCGCGCGCGCGCUGGAGACCGACAAGACCUCGUACGCCGAGCUGGAGCUGGGCGGAAUCCCCGGCACGCUCGGCUACAUCGCCCCCGAGUGCUUCCACACCGGCAAGGCCACGCGCACCUCCGACGUCUUCGGCUUCGGUGCCGUCGUCCUCGAGGUCGUCUGCGGUCGCCGCCCCCGCAGCGACAACGCCCAGCUACUCUCCGACUGGGUCUGGAAGCUCCACGGCGACGGCCGCAUCCUCAACGCCGUCGACCCGCGCCUCGUCCCCGAGUUCGACGCCGAGGACGCCAAGCGCCUCCUCCUCCUCGGCCUAGCCUGCAGCCACCCAAUCGCCGCCGAACGCCCUAAGGCAGACGCCAUCGUCCAGAUCCUCUCCCGCUCGGUGCCUCCCCCGACCUUGCCGGCUAUCAAGCCCUCCUUCGUCUGGCCAUCCGACCCAGUCGACGACGACGACGACGAAGAGGAGGCGGCGCGGCGGCUGAGCAGGGCGCCGAUUAGCAUGAGCGUUACGUCGUCCGACUAUACGUCAUCAUCCGGGUACGCCACCUCGCAAUACCUCAGCAGAUAUGGAGUUUCCUCCUAAGUCCAAUCGACCAUUGAGACAAAAUCAAAGAAGAAGACCUGGAAGUCAUCGCAGCAAAUUAAACAAAUUAAUGGAAGAAGAAAUCAACGAACAAGUUGGAUCAUUAUUGCUUUCAGCGAUAACGACUCUGAUCAUACGAGUCUUGUAACUCACCUUCUCCUCUCUCUUCAGGGUUAGGAUUGGUUUGGUUGUCCUACUUCAUCUGCAUCGCAUCUAGAAAUAAACGACUUCAUUUAAUUUACUUUCCUGUCGUAUACUUGGACUGUGUAAUGACAUGCUUGUACAAAAGUCAAAGUCAAUAUCUUAUGUUAUUA